UGUGGAGAGAGAAGCAGAAGAAUGGCGGAUAAGAGGCCGAAUAGGAGCGAUGUUCAUCUGUCAGAGAAGGAAGAGACGAGGAUCGAGGAAGAAACGAGGGGCUACUUCGAUGGUUUAGCUCCCAAACGCCAUACAAAACCCCAGCGCAGCGAUUACUCUUCGCAAUACACUGACACGCUUGGUAGCUCCUCUGAAAUCAUUCCCGAAUUCGUCAAAUUUCAACAGCUCGAGAACGAUCCCGAGAAACUGGUUUAUAAGGGGAAAGAUGCGACAGAGGAAUACGUAGAGACGGAAUACUACAAAGACCUUAACUGCGUGGACAAGCAACACCACACGACUGGGACGGGAUUCAUUGGAACAGAGAACAACAAUGGAAGUUGCUUUAAGAUAGCACCAGACACUAACUGCUCUGCUUGCCACUCUUCUUGCACGGGAAAUCCAGCAACCAACGAUUGGAUCCCUGCUACUGGUGACAGGGUAACUCAGAGGUUGGAUAAGCCUACCAGGAGCGAUAUAUGAAGAAACCUUCACUUUGCUGAGG
Telopea speciosissima is the source of this 541-nucleotide messenger RNA. RefSeq lists its product as uncharacterized. Lineage: Eukaryota; Viridiplantae; Streptophyta; Magnoliopsida; Proteales; Proteaceae. The transcript has 6 exons. The coding region runs from base 22 to 519 and encodes 165 amino acids. The record is from RefSeq and is a predicted model, not a curated record.